AGGAGGAGGAAGAGAAGGAGGAGGAACAGAAGAAGAAGAAGUGUGAACAGUUCUUUCUGUACCUUCGACUCCUCUCCUUUGGUUGGCGCUGAAUCACUGCUAAAUCGGUUUAUUUCUGUGGUUAAAGAGGAACAUAUACAUGGUCAUAUGACCACAGGGACCACUUGUGUUUACAUUCUGCCUUACUGUACGCCGAAAUAAAAUAACUGCGAGCUAACAGCAAAAUGACCAAGCUGCAGGUCAUCAACACGUUUCUGACGGAGCGCUUAAUGGCGACGCUGAAUGAAAUCAUGGACAUGAUCGGCGGGACUGUCCUGCAGUAUGAAAAAGAGCUGGACAGCGUGCAGAAGGACAACGAGUAUCUGAGACGGAGACUGAAGGAGAUUGAGAAACUCGUCGAGUCAAACGGUCCAGCUAUUUCAAACCCUGCCCCAUCAUCUCCACCACCGCAUCUAAAGUGGACUUCUAGCAUUGAAACUGAAACCAUGCCUACAGAGAUCUAUCAGGAUCAGAACCAGGUACAAACCGAACAGCUCUCCAGCACAAAAGUAGAAGAGUUCUCCAACCAUGCUCUUCUGGUGACCGAAUCAGACAUCGAUAUACCUCGUCUCCAGUCACCAAACACACUGGCUCACACAGAUAAGGACUUUGAAACAUCACCUUUAAACGAAUUUCCUUGUGGUGUAAAAGCAGAGCCUUUUGAAAGUCUCGAUUCACAGUCCACCGAUGCUAACACAUCCGUCUACAGUCCAUUAGCUCAUUGCACUGCUCAGUUACCAGCUACUACCGAUAUUAACCACAAGUCUGAUCCUAAAGUGUUCAGUAUAUCGAAUUCCACUGAUCUACAAUCAGCUAAACGUAUGAAGCUAAAGGCUAAAACCGUGCAAGUAUCCCUCAGUAAAAUAAGCCAAAAUGUGUUAAAGACCUCUUGUCCUGUAUCAGGCGUAGCCCAUGUCAACUACAACACCGCUCAUCAAAACACAGACUCAAGAUCGGUCAGGAACGACACUAUUAGCGGCAACUCUCAUCUUGGUAUAGCUAACGUUGCAGUCAACCCCCUACGUCACGCGUCGUUCAGCAGUGAGGUCAGGCAGGGUAUGGGAAGAGGACGGGGACGAGGAAGAGUCAAAGUUCCUGGGACACACACAUGCCCACAGUGUGGAAAACUAUUCCGCCAUCAUUCACGGCUAAAAGUGCACAUGCUCAUUCACACAGGGGAGAAGCCGUACGCUUGCGCGCAGUGUGGGAAACGCUUCAACAAUGAUGGGACGUUGAGGAACCACAGCCGCGUGCAUCUGCGGCUCCGCCUGUUUGACUGUCCUGUGUGUGCACGUAGCUUUAAGGAUGCCUACACCUGUCGAAAUCACAUGCGUGUUCAUAAUAGGUGAGGCAAUGGUGUUUCUGCCUCAGCAGCCAAAUUAAACGGAUCUUAAGCUACAGGAAAGACUCAUGGGAGGGUUUCCCUGGUGAUCGUGACAUGUGCUUUGCUGGAUAAUAGAGACAUCUAAAAUGUGCCACGCUGGGAGACCCCCGUGGGCAGGAAUGAGAGACGUUGAACAAUAUAACAAGUCACAUGAUGAUCUUCACGUCCACAGAAAACCUUUCGAGUAUAGUGUUUGAUGGUGUUGUUGAAAUUCAUUUCAUGUUGCUGUCGUGUGCCCUGCCAUCACACCAUUAGGAUGCAACAAACAAGUGCCAGUAGUUUUCUGCUGCUUUUAAUAUGCUAAAUUAAAUAGUUUGAUUAGAGAAUUGAUAGUGUGUUUACUCUUUUGGGUUUCUCUAUUAUCAGCAGAUAAUAUUUGCAUCAUAUUUGAAUGAAAGUCCAACCUUCUAAAAACGUUAACUCUAGUCCACCCGAGAAUGAAAGAUUUUGUCAUCAUUUGCUCCAAAGCUGAAUGAUGCUCAUUGUUCUGUGAAUUGUCUAUUUUGAAGUAUUUUGGUUAUCAAGCAGUUUAUGUUCCCAUUGACUUCCAUUGUAUUUU
Messenger RNA from Sinocyclocheilus grahami, 1982 nucleotides. Its product is annotated as zinc finger protein 32-like. Lineage: Eukaryota; Metazoa; Chordata; Actinopteri; Cypriniformes; Cyprinidae. The coding region runs from base 225 to 1388 and encodes 387 amino acids. The transcript has 2 exons. Gene Ontology annotation, biological process: regulation of gene expression. The record is from RefSeq and is a predicted model, not a curated record. Gene Ontology annotation, cellular component: nucleus.